UCCCCUCCGCCUUCCUUGUCAAAGCUAGAAAAUGUUGCCGGGAGACCGCUCAAACAAGCGCAAAGCCGCCUUGGGCGAUCUCCAGUGCGGGCAGGGAUGAACAUCAAACAAGUGCGCUAUGACGACAGCGCUGUCGGGUCCACGUCCAUCCAUGCAACCAGCCCCAGCGCGGGCGCGAGCGCGCUUCAGGCGGCCAGGGUUCUCCGCAAACGUCGCCCUAGCUGAGCUCCAACUUCCCAGUCACCAACAACACGUGGUUGUCACAGACGGUCCUCCUGCAACGAGGACCACUCACCACAUCGGCCACCGCCAGACAUUGAUCCUGUCCAUCCAACGGGCCCCUCUACCAAGGCGGGAGUAUCCUGCCACUCGUUCGUUCCGUCUCGCGAUGCCGGCAGCCACCCCGGUCGCCACCCGCGUCGGGGCCGCAGCAGCUGCCGCCGCCGCCGCAGCUCGACGCCCGUCCCUCAUGAAGACUCCACCAUCGGCAGUGGCUGCGGCGCUUGUUGGGCACGUCACCCGCCAGCCGCCGGCACCGUAUCGUCACCAGCGUCACGCGGCAGCACCACCCAUAAGCACGGGUUUCACUUGCCGGCAAGCUGCCAGCUUCUCCUCGUCUGCCGCCCGCUCGGCGAAGAACCAUGUCCUUGACCCAAUCCGCAACCCAGACUCCUUCUUCACGCAUCUCUCACUCUCCUCCUCGGCGCGAACCCCCCUCCUCACGCUCUGGACCGCCUCGUGGUGCCCGACCUGCCGCACCGUCCUCCCGCUGCUCACCUCCCUCGUCGAGUCCGGCGUCGGCCAGGCCGAGGGCGGCGUCUUGCUGGCCCCCGUCGAGUUCGACAGCCCGGACAUCAUGGCCGUCUCCGGCGCCGACAACCUCGCCAUGACUUACAUGAUCACCUCGGUCCCCACCCUGCUCAGCUUCGACGCCGGCGAGGUCCAGGCGGCCACGCGCGUCACCGACGGCCGCAAGCUCGCUGACCGCCAGUUCCUGGAGGAAUGGAUCCGCAACGAGGCCCGCCGACACGGGGGGCGAGGAGGCGGCGGCGGCGGCGUGGGUGCAGCGUUUGGCGGGUUGUUUGGUAGGCGGUAGUAGAAAAAUAGAACCCCCCCC
This is a messenger RNA of Purpureocillium takamizusanense, 1117 nucleotides long. RefSeq lists its product as uncharacterized. The transcript has 2 exons. The record is from RefSeq and is a predicted model, not a curated record. Lineage: Eukaryota; Fungi; Ascomycota; Sordariomycetes; Hypocreales; Ophiocordycipitaceae. The coding region runs from base 119 to 1096 and encodes 325 amino acids.